Hyaloperonospora brassicae is the source of this 816-nucleotide messenger RNA. The record is from the annotation of a GenBank genome assembly. NCBI's taxonomy places the organism in Eukaryota, Oomycota, Peronosporomycetes, Peronosporales, Peronosporaceae.
AUGCAGAGCCCCACGACCGCAAACGACGGCAUCCGCACGACUGCGCCCGUGCCGCCUGUGCAGCGCUGCCAAGUCAAGACCAAGAGCCGGCGCAGUCGACGACCGCUGCCCACUUGCGAUGGCUCGACCCCAUCUGCUUCAUCUGCUUCUUCUUCUUCUUUCGCCUCCACUUCGUCUUCCUCUUUCUUGUCGCCGUCGUCGCACGUGUCGCUGCCGCUCGCCUCGGCGCCCCGCACGGUCGAGUUCCUGUGGAGCGGCUGCACUGCGCCCGGCUUUACGCUCAAGCGCAAGCGCUCGGGCGCCAUUCUCGUGAGCACUGUGACGCACGAGACGCAGGUGGCGACAACGCUGCGAGUCGGGAGCGAGUUCAAACUCGUGGGCGGGUUCCCCGUGAACCGCCUCACGCUGCAAGACGUCAAGAAGGUCAUGCUCCUGGCCCCCAAGCCCGUGAGUCUCGUGUUUGUAAACACCAGCGACGUCAUUGUUAGUGCCGUUGACGUCGACGUGGACGUGGACGCCGACCGCACGCAGGGGAACCUCUUGACCGUUGCGAGGAGGAAACUGUCGUCGGCCACGUCCACAACGGGUCCGUCGCUGGCGUCGACCACCGGCAUCUUGCGACGCAGUGUGAGUCUCAACUCGCGCAGCGUCAUGGACAAGAGCAGCAACAGCGACACGAGCCGUCGACGCAGCUUCGCCAAGGAGCACAAAGUCUCGAAGCUGCAGCUGGCGUUGCACCGCGUGAACCAGUUACUGAACCGUCCCGUGCGACGCGCCGGGCUGCACGUUACAGUUGACAAGAGCAUUGUCGUGUGA